Messenger RNA from Vigna angularis (adzuki bean), 1426 nucleotides. Its product is annotated as ALA-interacting subunit 3. The transcript is spliced from 8 exons. The record is from RefSeq and is a predicted model, not a curated record. NCBI's taxonomy places the organism in Eukaryota, Viridiplantae, Streptophyta, Magnoliopsida, Fabales, Fabaceae. Gene Ontology annotation, cellular component: plasma membrane; Golgi apparatus; endoplasmic reticulum. Bases 133 to 1185 code for a protein of 350 amino acids.
UUUUUUUUUCUUUUAUUUUCCCAAAUGCUCUAGAAAGAAAUCAAUAUUAAAGAUGUCACCACUUUGCAUGUUGUUUUCAAUAACAUUUUCCUGAAUUGAUGUGUCGUUUUAGUCACGGUGAAUUUCGUGGCUAUGUCUGCAGAACCUCCAUCCACUUCGGUGGCCGUCGCAGAUGGACAAUCCAAGGGUGCCAGAAAACCCAAAUAUUCUAGAUUCUCACAGCAAGAACUGCAUGCCUGGCAGCCAAUUCUAACACCUAGUUGGGCCAUUUCAAUAUUUACGGUUAUAGGACUCAUCUUCAUUCCGGUUGGUCUUGCUUCACUGUUUGCAUCUGAGAGUGUGGUGGAAGUUCCAUUCCGAUAUGAUGAAGAAUGUCUUCCACCCAAUCACAAAAAUGACGCAGUGGCAUACAUUAAAGAUGAUACGGCAAACAAAACUUGCAAUAAGAAAUUGACAGUUAAGAGUAAAAUGACGGCCCCUGUUUAUGUCUAUUAUCAGCUUGAUAAUUUUUACCAAAACCAUCGCCGAUACGUUAAAAGUAGAGAUGACAAACAACUAAGGAAUAAAGCAUCUGAGAAUGAUGUUGGCAAGUGUAGUCCCGAAGAUUAUACACCAAAUGAAAUGGGUCAUAAACCAAUUGUUCCUUGUGGCCUUAUUGCUUGGAGUAUGUUUAAUGACACGUACAAACUUUCAAGCAACAAUAAGGAAUUGGUGAUUAACAAAAAGAAUAUAGCAUGGAAGAGUGACCAAGAUGGGAAAUUCGGGUCUGAUGUUUAUCCAAAGAAUUUUCAAGCUGGAGGUUUGAGAGGGGGUGCUAAACUUAAUGAGAGCAUACCUCUGAGUGAGCAAGAGGAUCUGAUUGUUUGGAUGAGAACAGCAGCACUACCUACUUUCAGAAAACUAUAUGGAAAGAUUGAGACUGACAUAGACGAUAAUGCAGAAGUGAUGCUUGUAAUAGAGAACAAUUAUAAUACAUACGAGUUUGGAGCCAGAAAGAGCAUAGUUCUUUCAACCACGGCUUGGGUUGGUGGAAGAAACCACUUCUUGGGGAUGGCAUAUAUUCUCAUUGGUGGGAUUUCCUUGUUACUGGCUGUGGGUUUCCUACUUCUAUAUGUGAUGCAACCAAGACCUCUCGGAGAUCCAUCAUACUUGUCUUGGAACAGAAAUCCUGGAUGUCUAAGAUGAUUGGCUUUUACCAUUUGAGUUGUUUAACAAUUCAUUACUUCUCAUAUCUCAAUAAAGGAUUUGUCACAAGGCCUUCUACUUUGGAAUCAGUUUGUCAACAAAUUUACUUUUGAUACUGUCGUAGAAUUUCCUCGCUAUUAAUAUUAUAUGGGACAGAGACAAGUAUAUCAUUUUGAGUACUUGGACCUUAUCUGUAUACUGUUUUAAUGUUUCCUCAAGAUUUGUUUAUCUCUUGUAAUUA